Quercus robur (English oak) is the source of this 1203-nucleotide messenger RNA. RefSeq names its product disease resistance protein At4g27190-like. NCBI's taxonomy places the organism in Eukaryota, Viridiplantae, Streptophyta, Magnoliopsida, Fagales, Fagaceae. Bases 1 to 1203 code for a protein of 400 amino acids. The record is from RefSeq and is a predicted model, not a curated record. The transcript has a single exon.
AUGAGCCUUGAAGUACUUAUUCUACGCAAUUGUGAACGCCUGGCUCAGCUUCCAUCUGAGAUUGGAUCUCUGAGACGACUAGAGGUGCUUGAUGUCCAAGGAACAGAGAUUGAAAAAUUACCUUAUGAGAUUUCUGACCUGGUUUCACUGAGGCACUUAAAAGUAUCAUUUUACGGAUCUGUCGACCAGAGUGAACAUGAUAGCCUGCCUCAUGAAUUGGUCCCAGACGGAAUAAUAUAUCGUCUCCAUGAAUUGGAAGCUCUCAGUAUUGAUGUGUACCCAGGAGAUGAAAGGUGGGAUAGGAAUGUGAAUUCUGUCAUAAAUGAGGUGGGUAACUUGAAAAAGUUAAUUGCCUUUUGUUGUUGUUUCCCAGAAGUACAGUUUCUUGAACGCUUUCUUGAAAAAAGCCUAUCAUGGAAAAUUCGAGGUUUAACUGAUUUCAAAUUUGUAGUUGGCCAUGAUGUUAAACGCUUCUCCUAUCUGGUUGGGGACAAUCUGGAGUUUGAAUAUGUACAAUGGGGUCAGUGCAUGAGAUUUGUAAAUGGUGAGAUGAUUCCAGAUGCGGUUCUGAAAAUAUUAACUUGUUCUACUGCAUUCUAUCUGGAUCAUCAUAUCAAAGUCUGCAGCCUAACAGAGUUCGGGAUCAGUAAUCUCAAUGGACUGAGAUUAUGUGUUGUGAGGGAUUGUCCCAAGAUUGAAACGGUUAUUGCUAGCAAGAACCCAUAUGAAGCUGUAUUUCCAGUUCUGGAGCACCUGAGCAUUUAUUAUCUGUCUAACCUUGGGAAGAUUUGGGAAGGAACGAUACCACAGGGAAGCUUUAAUAAUCUAAGAAUAUUGACAGUGCAUACUUGCCCCAAAUUGCAAUUUGUUUUUGCAAGCUCCAUGCUCCAGUUUUUCUCCAACUUAGAGGAGCUGAUAGUCGAACAUUGUCCAGCCAUUACGGAGAUUAUAUUUCAGGACUAUAUGGUUGAUUCUGGUAGUGGCACACUCCCUAGAUUGAAAACAUUAAAACUUCACUAUCUACCUGAAUUGGUUAACAUUAUGCAAGGUGCAUGGCCCCCAUUAGAAAACAUUAGCUUCUACAAUUGCCCUGUAUUGAAGAAGCUUGGCAUUGACUCCAAUUCAAGUCAUACCAUAAAAGAGAUUAAAGCAGAAAAUGAUUGGUGGGAAAAAUUAGAGUGGCAAGAUGCUUCAUUACACUAA